GACAUCAGUAGGUCAGGUGACUGUGACAGGGCCUGUUCGUGUGAGACCGGCUAGUUGGCAGUGCUGGAGGCUGAGCGGGGAGGAAGUAUGCGUGCUUGCCGGCAGUGGGUGCGCUACAGCUCGGCCGUGGGACCUGUCCUGGUGUAGCCUGCCCUAGGGUGUCUCCGUAGAUGAAGCUGUAGUGGCCUUAAGCGGAAGCCUUGCUCCCAGCUCCAGCUGCUGUAGGAGGGAGAGGGACUUGCAGACAUGGAGGAGAAGUACAGCAGUAAUGUAAUGAGCAGUGGCCGGCUGGGGCCAGUAGAUGCCCCAGAGUCCAGGUUAACCCGAUACAUUGUGCUCCUGUGCUUCACAAAGUUUUUGAAGGCUCUUGGAAUAUUUGAAUCUUAUGAUCUAUUAAAAGUCGUCCACAUUGUACAGUUUAUCUUUAUAUUAAAACUAGGUUCUACAUGUUUUAUGGUUUUGUUUCAAAAGCCAUUUUCAUCUGGAAAGUCAAUUACAAAACGGCAGUGGGUCAGUAUUGUAAAACAUGCUUUUGUAAGCUGCAUUAUCUCACUCCUGUGGUUCUUUGGCCUGACGCUCUGUGGCCCAUUAAGGACCUUGCUGCUUUUUGAACAUAGCGAUAUUGUAGUCAUUUCAUUGCUCACUGUGCUUUUCACUGGUUCUGGUGGAGGGCCAUCCAAGACUCGGGGAGCUGCAUUUUUCAUUAUUGCUGUUAUAUGCUUGCUGCUAUUCGAUAAUGAUGAUCUAAUGGCGAAAAUAGCAGAGCACCCUGAAGGGCACCAUGACAGUGCACUCACACACUUUCUGUACAGAGCUUUUUUUCUCUUAGGAGUUGCUGACCAUAAGGGAGGAGUACUGUUGCUUGUGUUGGCUUUAUGUUUCAAUGUUGGUUUUCACACAGCUUCCAGAAAGCUAUCUUUAGAUAUUGGUGGCGCCAAGCGUCUUCAGGCAUUGUCUCACCUUGUCUCUGUAAUAAUACUGUCUCCAUGGGUCAUCAUCCUUUCUGCAACUACCGAGAGCAAAAUAGAGUCCUGGUCUGCACUCAUAAUGCCUUUUAUGACUGUCAUUUUUUCUGUCAUGAUAAUGGAUUUCUAUGUAGAAUCUGUUUGUUCGGUUAAAAUGGAGCCUUCAAAAUGUGCGCGUUAUGGGUCCUUCCUCAUUUUUACUAGCGCACUGCUGUUGGGUAAUUUCUGGACUCAUCCAAUAACUGACCAGCUUCGGGCCAUGAAUAAGCCUGCGCACCAGCUUCAUACUGAGCAUGUGCUGUCUGGAGGUGUAGUGGUCAGCGCCAUCUUUUUCAUUCUGUCUGCACAAAUCCUGGCAUCCUCCUCAAGGAAGGGACAGAGGGGCACGCUGGUUGGUUACUCCCCUGAGGGCACGCCCCUGUAUAACUUCAUGGGAGAUGCCUUGCACAAUACUUCACCCUCCAUGCCCAGGUUCCUGAAAGAUUCCCUGAAGCAAAUCCUGGAAGAGUACGACUCCAGACAGAUCUUCUACUUCCUGUGUCUAAAUCUGGCUUUCACAUUUGUGGAAAUCUUCUAUGGAGUAUGGACCAAUAGUCUGGGCUUAUUAUCUGAUGGAUUCCACAUGUUGUUUGACUGCUCUGCAUUAGUGAUGGGCCUUAUUGCUGCAUUAAUGACUCGGUGGAAAGCAACUCGAAUCUUUUCCUAUGGGUAUGGUCGGGUAGAAAUUCUGUCUGGAUUUAUUAAUGGGCUUUUCCUGGUGGUUAUAGCAUUUUUUGUUUUCAUUGAGGCUGUGGCCAGGAUAUACGACCCUCCGGACAUCAAUACAGACAUGCUUACUCCUGUCUCAGUUGGAGGACUGAUCGUAAACCUUGUUGGUAUCUGUGCUUUCAGCCAUGCUCAUUCCCAUGGGGCUGCUCGAGGAGGGUGUCCUUCUCAUGAUCAUGGCCAUUCUCACCACGGGCAUGGACACAGUCAUGGGCACAACCAUGGUCACUCACACAGUGACCACGGCCAUAACCAUGGACAUACCCACAACCAUGGACACUCUCAUGGGUCUGCUGGAGUAGGGAUGAAUGCAAAUAUGAGAGGUGUGUUCUUACAUGUACUGGCAGAUACACUUGGCAGUGUUGGAGUCAUUGUAUCAACCAUCCUGAUUCGACAGUUUGGCUGGCUCAUUGCUGACCCCUUAUGCUCGCUGUUUAUUGCUGUCUUAAUAUUUGGCAGUGUCCUGCCUUUGCUUAAGGAUGCCUGCCAGGUGAUUCUUCUGAGGAUACCACAAGAAACUGAAAAAGGAAUAAACAUUGCACUUGAAAAGAUUUCUAACCUUGACGGUCUAAUCUCCUACCGGGAUCCACAUUUCUGGCGCCAUUCUGCCUCUCUAGUUGCAGGGACUAUACAUGUUCAGGUGAUGUCAGAUGUUGUAGAACAGAGGAUCAUUCAGCAGGUGAACAACUCCAUUAACUGUGCUGUAUUUGCAGAAAUGCUCAGGCUUCCAGAAAAGUUUUUAAUAAGGCAGAUGAGGUUACAUCCCUUCUAAAGGACGCGGGAGUCAACAACCUCACUGUGCAAGUGGAGAAAGAAGCCUACUUCCAGCACAUGUCUGGCCUUAGUACCGGAUUUCAAGAUGUCCUUAUCAUGACCAAACAGAUGGACACUAUCAAAUAUUACAAGGACGGGACUUAUAUAAUGUGACAGAAAACCAGAACUUCCAAACAGUAUUUAUCCGUCUUUUGUCCAGGGAAAAAUAAACACAAACUUGUACAUAAAUGUACAGAUAUAAGACUUUCUAUAAAUUUGGAUUUUAUAAUUCAUGGUUAUUCUGUCCUUUUAGAGACUGAAUCAGGAUGUUUUAUAUAUAUAUGUAUUAUGGUAAGAAUGGUUCUGUUCUUUAUUUUGAAAUAAUGGGAUUGAGAUGGGGCUUCUAUACUGUGUUUUGUCUUUGUAUAAUAAAUCUUGUGGUGGCCACUCCUAUUAGAGUUGGUUGAUUUCACCAUUCCUACAGAGUUCUGUUUACGUAGUGUGUAAUAAAGAUCAUGGGCUAUCUUUAAAUUAACACAAGAAACUUCAUUGAUAAAGUAUUUUAAAUAAACCAUGAAGUUUUGGGUGCUUGA
Messenger RNA from Xenopus tropicalis (tropical clawed frog), 3076 nucleotides. RefSeq names its product solute carrier family 30 (zinc transporter), member 5 (gene slc30a5). Gene Ontology annotation, molecular function: zinc ion transmembrane transporter activity; monoatomic cation transmembrane transporter activity. The coding region runs from base 247 to 2502 and encodes 751 amino acids. Gene Ontology annotation, biological process: zinc ion transmembrane transport; monoatomic cation transport; transmembrane transport. The record is from RefSeq and is a predicted model, not a curated record. Lineage: Eukaryota; Metazoa; Chordata; Amphibia; Anura; Pipidae. Gene Ontology annotation, cellular component: Golgi cisterna membrane; ER to Golgi transport vesicle membrane; cytoplasm. The transcript is spliced from 17 exons.